AGCGUUUAUCAGACUGCUACAAGGCAUAAGAUGCAACAUAUUGCAUUUGUCAACAUCAAUUGAAUUGUUAUGUGUAAAACUAAAUUACAGGAAGAACCUAUAAUUGUUGAAUGUCAGAGAUAAUUCAUUAAAAAUGGAUGAUAAUUCAGCUCCAGUUACUGUGUUCCACCCUAUUAUCUCUUCAAUACAAAAGAUUGCACUUUAUGAAACAAAAUCAAGAUUUUACUUGAUGGGAUCAAACAACACUUUAACUCGUUUCAGAGUAUUAAAGAUAGAUCGUAUGGAAUCGAAAGAAUUAAUUGUUGUAGAUGAUAAAAGAGAAUACACUCAGGAUGAAAUAAAAGAUCUUGUAAAAAUGAUAGAUAUGGGAAACCGUACACGCAGUGGACAAAGAAAUAAUGUUGGUGGAGUUGCAAGAGCUGUUUCAGCUUUUGGUAUUGUCGGCAGCAAUUACAAAGAAUCUACACCUGAUAACGGUGUGUCAGAAGAGUCUGAGCACCAAGAAUCUCAAAAGCCGCUGCACAAACCGACUCAAACUAAAUUUACCUGGAAAACAAUGUGGCAGAGAGACAGUUUUCCUCGACUAGUGCCAGCUUUCGGCCUUCUUGGUUUUGUGCGUUUUUUGGAGGGGUACUAUAUAAUCCUGGUAACCAAACGACGCAGAGUCGCCGUAAUCGGACAUCACACGAUCUAUAAGAUCGAGGACACCUCGAUGAUCUAUAUACCGAAUGACACCGUGCGUGUUUUCCACCCCGACGAACAAAGAUACGUAAAAAUGUUCCAAAGCAUUGAUCUGCGCAGCAACUUUUAUUUCAGUUAUUCCUACGACCUAACGCACACUUUGCAGUACAAUAUGUGCACUCCAAAGCAUAUUAAAUCGAAUAUGCCAAAUGAUUCUGAUAAUGUUUCAAAUCAAACGAAAAACGACGAUGUCGAAGAUGCGGAGGACUUUUUUAAUAUGUGGGCGGUUCGAAAGAAUUAUAAUAUUAGCACAGAUAAAUACGUUGAUUACGGUAUAAGAAAUAAUCCACACCGCCGAUUUGUUUGGAACUCACACCUUCUGAUGCCAGUCGAGAAAGAUUUGCAUCGAGACUGGAUUUUGUACAUCAUACACGGUUUUAUUGGACAAUCGAAUGUUAGUAUUUUUGGGAGAUCCAUGUACGUAACCGUGAUUGCCAGAAGAAGUAACAAAUAUGCUGGCACCAGAUUUUUGAAACGCGGUGCAAACUUUGAUGGGGAUGUUGCCAACGAAGUGGAAACAGAACAAAUCGUUCACGAUUCCGGGGUGAGUGCUUUGAGCAAGGGUCGAUAUAGCUCUUUCGUUCAAAUGAGAGGGUCGGUUCCUGGCCACUGGAGCCAAGAUGUUAGCAAAAUUGUUCCUAAGCCCACUAUCACUUGUGAUUUGGCUGACCCUUAUGUAGAAACUGCAGGUGCACAUUUCAAUCAACUCUUGAAGAGAUACGGUUCCCCAAUAAUAAUCCUCAACCUCGUUAAAAAACGAGAGAAGAAGAAGCACGAAAGUACGCUAAGCGAAGAACUAUGCAUGGCUGUGAAAUAUUUAAAUCAGUUUUUACCCCUGGAACACCAUAUCCAAUACAUAAGCUUCGAUAUGGCUCGAAUGAAUAAAAGGAAAAGGGUCAACGUCAUGACUCGCCUAGCAAACAUAGCAUACAAUGCAGUUUUAAAAACUGGCAUUUUCCAGUCCCAAAAAUCGUAUUACAGUCAACAAAAUUUAUUUUCGCCGCAAUCUAAUAAGAAAGUAAAUAAAAUAAAUUCGAGCACGUUUUCGUCAGUUAGCUCUUAUAAUAUUCGAAGUCCUAUGGAUUCAGCACCUGAUAGUGUUACUAGUUCUUCUAUGAAUUAUAGUACUGACUCUAAAUCGGCUAUGGACCGUAGUGCAGAAUUAAAUCAAAUAGAAAAUAAAGUAAGACAAUGUUUCGGCCGUAAAGGCAUGUUGCAAACUGGUAUUAUUAGAACAAAUUGCGUCGACUGUUUGGAUCGUACAAACACCGCACAAUUUGCUAUAGGAAAAUGUGCCUUGGGAUUCCAAUUGUGUGCUCUAGGAGUGUUAGAGUCUCCAAAAUUGGAAUUCGACUCUGAUUGUGUGAGAAUGCUGGAGGAAUUGUAUGAGGAUCACGGAGAUACAUUAGCAUUGCAAUACGGUGGUUCUCAGUUAGUGCAUAGGAUAAAGACAUACAGGAAGACUGCUCCAUGGACUAGUCAGGGUAACGACAUUAUGCAGACUUUGAGCAGAUAUUAUAGUAACACAUUCAGUGAUCAAGAAAAACAACAUACAAUCAAUUUAUUCCUAGGAUUGUUCAUACCUGAGGAAGGGAAGCCACCUAUUUGGGAGCUUGUUACCGAUUACUAUCUUCAUCAUAAACCGGCAUGUCAAUACACUCGCAGAAUAAAGCUGUUAACACAGUGGUGGGAUACCAACGUGUUAAAGUGUCUUCCUUACGCAUUGAAUGAAGUAACAAAGGCCUGUACAGAAAUAAUACAAGUACAGAAUUCGGUAGAGGAGAUGAUUGAUGUUUACUAUGAUUUCCAUAGGCCUUAUGAACUGUCCGCGAUCUCUGAGGUAUACGCUUAUAAAAUUAGUCAUUCUGUAAGAGAUUUCAUGCCGCAAUGUACAACAAACUUUAGUCCGUUUGCGGUUCGAGUACGAAGAAGAAGAGGAGAAAUUGAUAAUAAAAAUCUAAACAUGAAGAAUCCGUCCAUGACUGGACAGAGUAGCACUAGUAGCACCAUUUCCAGUGCAAGUUCUACUGAGGAUUCUAGUUCAGACGACGACGAUAGCCAUCAGCAUACUAAUGAUUCUCAAUUGAUAUCUUCCAAAGAAAGUUCGGAAUUGAUAUCGUUUGAAUCAUUGUUCCCGUCUAUGAAAGAAGUAUAUGGUACUCAGCCAGACUAUCCUAAGAGGAACGAUGUAGUAUUAUAUAAGAAAUUUGUACUAAUUGCACGGAAUGCAACAUAUCCUUUGGACAAUACUAAAUUACGAUCGAAACUGAUGCAACAGGCAUCAUUUCUAGAGACUACAACACCUGUAAUCGCGCUUCCCGAGGUGAAGGAAUGUAGCAUAAGUAUAUACGAACAAUAUGUUAACAGAGCUAGCGCUGGUGGAUCAAUACCAAGUCCCAAUGAUAUGAACUUAUAUGAGAGUUAUGCCAAACAGCUGUAUAAACCAUCAAUAUGUACAAAUUGACUAAGUUCUAUAAUAAAAUAAAAAAGUUGUAAUAUUUAUUUUUUAAAUAAAAACCUGAUCCUAAAAUAAA
Megalopta genalis is the source of this 3275-nucleotide messenger RNA. It is a transcript of the gene FIG4, whose product is annotated as polyphosphoinositide phosphatase FIG4. Gene Ontology annotation, biological process: phosphatidylinositol dephosphorylation. Gene Ontology annotation, molecular function: phosphatidylinositol-3,5-bisphosphate 5-phosphatase activity. Lineage: Eukaryota; Metazoa; Arthropoda; Insecta; Hymenoptera; Halictidae. The record is from RefSeq and is a predicted model, not a curated record. Gene Ontology annotation, cellular component: intracellular membrane-bounded organelle.